Messenger RNA from Anarrhichthys ocellatus (wolf-eel), 4449 nucleotides. It is a transcript of the gene adam17a, whose product is annotated as ADAM metallopeptidase domain 17a. Gene Ontology annotation, molecular function: metalloendopeptidase activity. Gene Ontology annotation, cellular component: plasma membrane. NCBI's taxonomy places the organism in Eukaryota, Metazoa, Chordata, Actinopteri, Perciformes, Anarhichadidae. The transcript has 20 exons. The record is from RefSeq and is a predicted model, not a curated record. Gene Ontology annotation, biological process: Notch signaling pathway; membrane protein ectodomain proteolysis. Bases 866 to 3475 code for a protein of 869 amino acids.
GAAUGAGAUUUGACAAAUGCAUAUAACUUUUACUGUAAGGGAAUUCAGCAAUUUUUUUCAUUCUGCCAAUUCUAGGGGUUUUGUUAUAAUUCUGAGAUAUUUGACAUUUUCGAACUUUAAUACUGGCUUUCCUUGAAGUCAAUUUAGGCAAAAGUACAUUUAUUUUUGAUUGCUUUUGCAUAAUUCUAUUUGUUACUAUAAACUAUUACUCUACUACAUGUCAGCGGAAGCUAUUGUAGUUUUAACAGCUAUAGACACUGGUCACUUUACAGGUUAAGAUUUAAAACAUAAAAUCAUGAUCAGAUUGUAAUUUAUGAUGCAUUAUUAUAUAUUAAACUGUCCAAAAACCUCAUUAAUGGGGGACUCACUUCUGAAGGCAGGACAAAGUAACCCCUUAUCUUUGUGUUUUGAUAAUGCUACAUUUACUAAAGUGAAGGGUCUGAGUAACUUACUUCCAUUACCACUGGCAUCAUUCAACUACCUGUGUGUAGCAUGGGUGGGUACCAGUGUGCUGCAGCGUCAAAGCCAUAUACUGGGUGUACAUCCCAAGUCUCUUAAAAUGCAUCUAAGAUAAAUUAGACGCCCUUUCCUCUGAUUCCAUGUGUUUUUAUGUUCCAUCCUUUGAUACUCAAUGUUUCUGAGUACAUGUAUUUUGCCAGGGUUUAAGGCUUUAGGGGGGACAUUUGGGAUUGGGCCUAAAAGAGUUUUGGGUUGUACCAUUAGCCCCUAUCACGCCCUCCAAACUCCCAAGUGAGAGGAUGUUGUGCACUUCCGGGUCGCUCAGCUAGCCAACGUUAGCUAUCCAGACAAACCGACUAAAUUGUGACAAUGACAGCGGUCGCAUAGCUGACCGAGCUGCCUGAAAAUGAGGAGCAUUCUGUUAAUCGCCUUUCUGGCUCCUUGUUGGGUCAACGGUGCAAUUAAGUCGACAGUUAUUACGGAAGAGAAUCACGAAGAAAACCCGGAAUUCGGUGCUCUGAACUCCAUCCUGUCAGAUUUUGAGGUGCUGCCAUUGUCAGGCCUCCAGCUGCACUCUGUAAGGAAGAGGGACCUCCACACCCCGUCCCACCUGGAGCGCCUUGUGAGCUUCAGAGCCCUGCACAGAAAUUUCAAGCUGUACUUGACCACCAACACGGGCCUCUUCACUGACAACUUUAAAGCUGUGUUUGUUGAUAAACACGGGAGCGAGGGAAACUACAAUAUCAAUCUUCAGAACUAUUUCACUGGACAUGUUGUUGGAGAGGAGAAUUCCCGUGUGCAGGCACACAUAGAAGGAGAUGAGUUUUCUGCUCACAUUCUAACUGAUGCAGCCGAGUACAACGUAGAGCCCCUGUGGAGGUUCACAGAUUCCCCAGCUGAUGGCAGAUUGCUGGUUUAUCGCUCAGACGACAUCAGGAACCUGAGCCGCAUUGUCUCUCCAAAAGUGUGCGGUUACGUCCACGCAGAGGCUUCGGACCUCCUGCCACAGGCUUCCGGGAGGGAUCGGGACGGGCAGGAGGAGGUGGACCAGGGAAAGGGCCACCACCACAGAGAGAAGAGACAGGCUCACGACCACAAGAAGAACACCUGCCCCCUCUUGCUGGUUGCAGAUUACCGCUUCUUUCAACACAUGGGCCGCGGACAAGAGAGCGUCACUCUCAACUACCUGAUUGAGCUGAUUGAUCGAGUCGAUGACAUUUAUAGGAACACAACCUGGGAUGAUGAAUACAAAGGCUAUGGGGUCCAGAUCCAGCAGAUCAUCAUCAACAAGGAGCCGACGAAGGCCCCCGACGACCAUGCUGGCACAAGCUGGGUCCACUAUAACAUGGAGAACAGCCCUGUGAAAGGAAAAGUGGUCUGGGACGUGAAGAGACUUCUAGAGCAAUUCAGCUCCGACAUAGCUGGGAACGCCUCCAGUGUGUGUCUGGCCCACCUGUUCACCUAUCAGGAUUUCGAUGAGGGCACACUGGGACUGGCCUAUGUGGCCCCCUCCAAACCUCAGGCCCUGGGCGGCCUCUGUCCAAAACCGUACUACCCGUCUCACUCCAUACACAAGCCCAGUUACCUCAACACGGGUCUGACCAGCACCAAGAACUAUGGCAAAACUAUCCUAACAAAGGAGGCGGACUUGGUGACCACUCACGAGCUGGGCCAUAACUUUGGAGCAGAGCACGAUCCCGACAACAUCCGUUACUGUGCUCCCAGCGACGACCACGGGGGGAAGUUUGUCAUGUACCCGAUUGCUGUGAGCGGAGACCAUAUCAACAACAAGCGCUUCUCCAACUGCAGCAAGAUCUCCGUAGGAAAGACGCUGCGUUUCAAGGCGCCUCUGUGCUUCAAGGAGAGGAACAGUAAGGUAUGUGGGAACUCCAGAGUUGAGGACGGGGAGGAGUGCGACCCCGGCCUGCUCCACCUCAACGACGACCCCUGCUGCUCAGCCGACUGCACGUUCAAACGUGGCGCACAGUGCAGCGACAGAAACAGCCCUUGCUGUAGGAGCUGCCUGUUUCAGCUUGCAGGAAGAAGGUGCCAGGAACCCAUCAGCGCUACCUGUAAAGGCAUAUCAUCUUGCACAGGCAACAGCAGUCAGUGUCCCCCUCCUGAAAACGCCGACGACAACACGGUGUGUGUCGACAUGGGCCGGUGUCACAAUGGAGAGUGCAACCCGUUCUGCGAAGCCUUGCAGAACCUUCAGUCCUGUGCCUGCAACGAGACGGAGGACUCCUGUAAAGUGUGCUGCAGGGGAAAAGAUGGCGCCUGCUCUCCUUUCACACAGGGCAAUGACACUUUCCUUUUCCUUCGCAAAGGAAAGCCCUGCACUGUGGGCUUCUGUGACGGAGGCGGAAAGUGCAUGAAGCAGGUGCAGGAUGUGAUCGAGAGGUUGUGGGAUUUUAUCGACAAGCUGGACAUCAACACGUUUGGGAAGUUCCUGGCUGAUAACAUCGUGGGCUCUGUCGUGGUGUUUUCACUCGUCUUCUGGAUUCCUCUCAGUAUCCUCGUUCACUGUGUGGACAAACGACUUGACCAGCAGUAUGAAGAUAACACAAAGUCCUUUUACUACCCUCCAAGCCAGAUGGUGGAAGUUUGUAGUAGAGCUCCCGCCCUAGAGUCAAGACAUGCUGAGCAACCUCGAGUCAGCUUCCGUGCGCAUCGUCAAGCCUCCUCAGCCUCUGUCCUCCUCCUCCGCCGGCCGGAUCGCGCCCUUCUCCCUGCCCCAGCAGCAGAGCCAGGUAGGGGCCUCUCCCGCGGCCAGCACCAGUACCCAGGCCCCCGACCCGAGCUGCGAGCCCACCCCGGACAGCGAAGGGGGGCCGCGGAUGGCCACCAUCCAGGAGGACACCAGCAGCGACUCUCACCCGGGAGAGGAAGGCCCGUCGGACGAUUUCACAACCGCAGGAGCCUCCUCGUUGGUUACGAAAUCCUCCUACGAGGAUCUGACCGAGCAGAACCCGUCAGCCAAGGAGCGGCGGCGCCUCAAGAGGCAGGAGUGCAUUGACACAAAAGAGACAGAGUGCUAAGAGUAAAUCACCGGUAUGUUUGGGGUUUAGUACCAACUAGGCACCAACACGUACAGGCAGCCUGAUGUGUGUUUUAGGGAACAUGCAAAUACAGGCAGCAUCAAAUGAUCUUUUUUUGUCUUAACCCACUGGCUACAUGGUUUCAGAAUAUGCAACUAAAUGCUGGUGCGCAAAGUAUCGUCUUCAUGGCAAUGCAACGUCACCAGUUCGCUCCACUAACAGAUGAUUUAAUGUAUCGUUGAUGAUCGUUGUGCUUAUGUUACUGUUUCAAGAAACUCAGUGCGACAUGUUAAAAAGCAAACUUUGACUUCAAAAUGAGUUUUAUCCUGAAUCUCUGUGUCAUAACUGCACUUGGAGUAUUUUUCCACAUCACUGGAGAAUUGAAAUAAGUUUUAUACAUGUUCUUACUGUGCUGUCAUUCAUAGUUUAUUUUAGCUUGUGAAACAUGUCCCCCCCCACUUUCCCCCGUUAAAAGGUUUAGUAAGAGGUUAUAUUGUCUUUAUGAAACAACACGGUGCCUUUUCUGAUUUUGUGCCUAACUGUAGAUGAACAAUCCUGCAUUUCAUUUUAAAAGAAACUUCCUGAGGUGCCCGAAUGUUAUUUUUCCGUUUGGUUUUCUGUCCUUGUGGCAAUGUGAGUGAUGCACCUCUUUGUUAUUUUAAGCCGUCUCGCCACUGUUGCCUGCUGUAUCACGUUACAUAAAGUAUGUACUGACUGUCGGUCAAGGAGAAAGAAAUACUGUCGCUAACAAUAAAUACUGGAUUGAUGUGAACCGUUGUACAAGCAGAUGUCCUGUCACAUAUUCUGUGUAUAUUCUUCAUAUUUCUAUGUUUAUAAAAAUCACCUGAGUUCCUUUUUUCUUUUUUUUUUCUUUUUUAUUAUAUAAAGUUUCUUUUUUGGAUUUCCUACACAUCUCAAAAUAAAAAUCUUUAUUGUGCAUUUUAAACCUGAA